Rana temporaria (common frog) is the source of this 1568-nucleotide messenger RNA. RefSeq names its product ankyrin repeat and SOCS box containing 18 (gene ASB18). Bases 74 to 1372 code for a protein of 432 amino acids. Gene Ontology annotation, molecular function: protein binding. Gene Ontology annotation, biological process: intracellular signal transduction. The record is from RefSeq and is a predicted model, not a curated record. NCBI's taxonomy places the organism in Eukaryota, Metazoa, Chordata, Amphibia, Anura, Ranidae. The transcript has 5 exons.
UCCCACGUCUCACACACAUCUGAAUUCCUAUAAAUACUAAACAGGUGGGCAUGUUUAGUGAACAAUUCUGAGGAUGGAGGAGAGUGUACGGAGCAGGGUCAUGCACAAGCUGCAGGUCAUAACUGAGAUGGGCUACCAGCAGCAUCCGGGCCCAGAGAACAUUUUCCUUGCUGCACUGGAGACAGGAAACCUCAACCUUGUCCAGCUGCUGGGAGACAGACAUGCAAAUUGUGUUCUGAGCAUCAGAGGAGAGGAGAUGGGGUACCAAUCUCAGACACCUGCAAGGUUUGGCCUCACAGGUUUGUGGACCCUGGAGUAUACCCAAGAACUAACAUCUCCCUUGUGUAUCACUUGCUCCCGUGGUUAUGCUGAGUGCGUACGAUACCUUUUGCACAGGCGAGCAGAUCCCAAUGCUGCCCCUGGAGGGCGCUCUCCUCUUCAUGAAGCUUGUGCUGCAGGACAUGAUGACUGUGUUCAACUACUACUGGAGUAUGGUGCCAACCCCAACAAACGCAGUGAUGCUGGGCAGACUCCUCUACAUCUAUGUCAGAUAAACACCUCUUUAAGGUGUGCAGAAUUACUCUUGCAAUAUGGAGCCCUUGUGAAUGAGAUCACAGACACAACACAAGAUUCCGCACUGCACAUUGCAGCAAGACUUGGGCUUUUGGAUCAUGUUGAUCUGUAUAUACGUCGUGGAGCACUUAUCAAUUCCAGAAAUGGCGAGGGUGAGACUCCCUUGAUUGCAGCAUGCACGGACAAUGGUGGUGAAGAGGAAAGCCGUCUUGAGAUAUGCCGACUUCUAUUAAAGAAAGGUGCAGACCCAGAGGCUCAGGACCAGCAAGAACGGAGACCCUUACAUCAUGCAUGCCGAAAAGCUGAAAACCGCCUGGUAGAGUUACUGCUAGCUGCCAGGGUGGAUGUGAAUGCUGCUGAUUAUAACGGAGUCCAACCACUUAGUUGUGUCCUGCAAAAUGCAGAAAUCUACAGGCAGAAGAAGACUCAUCUUUCUGUAUGUGCCCUGCUCAAUCACGGUGCCAGAUGUGUCUAUCCAGAAGCUUUUGGGAAGGUGCUGCAAUGCUGUUCUGGACUCCCCGAUGUCAUUUCUCUGCUCUACAAUUCAUACUUAAGCCUACGAAUCUACAGCAAAUGGAGAAAGGACAUUCCAGAUGAUGUCCUCCAGACGCACCGCGCCUUCUACACAGCGUUCUUCAAUCUGUCUGGAAGCGUCCGCUCCCUGCAGCACUUGUGCCGAUUUACUCUGCGAAAACAUUUUGGCAGUCAGUGUUACCUUUUUAUUCCUUUAUUACCGGUCCCACCAGUCAUAAAAGACUAUCUGCUGCUUAUCACCGAGCAGAGUGGCUGCCUGCUCUAAUUUAUCAUACAUUUCUACUUUUAUACUUCUUUUUUAAGAUCUUCGGUUUCCUGCUUCUAAAAUUUUUACAUUAAUUUUUAAAUGUUAUACAGGGGAAAUAAAAACAGUAAGGGCUCAUUGCCCUCAGUGAGGAGGCAAUAUGUUGCCUGCUCACUGCCUCUUUUAAAGCAGAGGUCCACCAAAAAAAAAAAAAGCC